Parus major (Great Tit) is the source of this 6010-nucleotide messenger RNA. RefSeq names its product calcium binding protein 39 (gene CAB39). Gene Ontology annotation, molecular function: protein serine/threonine kinase activator activity. The coding region runs from base 42 to 1067 and encodes 341 amino acids. Gene Ontology annotation, biological process: intracellular signal transduction. Lineage: Eukaryota; Metazoa; Chordata; Aves; Passeriformes; Paridae. The transcript has 10 exons. The record is from RefSeq and is a predicted model, not a curated record.
GAAGCAGGAGCCAUAGAAGGAAGACCUUGUGGUUUGCAAUCAUGCCAUUCCCCUUUGGCAAGUCCCACAAGUCUCCUGCAGACAUAGUGAAAAACCUGAAGGAGAGCAUGGCAGUUCUAGAAAAACAAGACAUCUCUGACAAAAAGGCAGAAAAGGCGACAGAGGAGGUCUCAAAAAACCUUGUUGCCAUGAAAGAAAUCUUAUAUGGCACAAAUGAAAAAGAACCCCAGACAGAAGCUGUGGCACAGCUUGCUCAGGAGCUAUACAACAGUGGUCUUCUUAGUACCCUAGUAGCUGACUUGCAGCUCAUUGAUUUUGAGGGCAAGAAAGAUGUUGCGCAAAUUUUCAACAACAUUCUCAGAAGACAAAUUGGUACAAGAACUCCCACAGUUGAAUACAUCUGCACUCAACAGAAUAUCUUAUUCAUGCUAUUAAAAGGGUACGAAUCACCAGAAAUUGCUCUAAACUGUGGGAUAAUGCUUAGAGAAUGCAUCCGGCAUGAGCCACUAGCUAAAAUCAUCUUGUGGUCAGAACAAUUCUACGACUUCUUCAGAUACGUGGAAAUGUCAACGUUUGACAUCGCCUCCGAUGCUUUUGCCACGUUCAAGGAUUUGCUUACAAGACACAAGUUGUUAAGUGCAGAAUUUUUGGAACAACAUUACGAUAGGUUCUUCAGUGAAUAUGAGAAGUUGCUUCAUUCAGAAAAUUAUGUGACAAAGAGACAGUCACUUAAGCUUCUUGGUGAAUUGUUACUGGACAGACACAACUUCACAAUUAUGACGAAGUACAUCAGUAAACCUGAAAAUCUCAAACUAAUGAUGAACCUUCUUCGAGACAAGAGUCGUAACAUUCAGUUUGAGGCCUUCCAUGUGUUCAAGGUGUUUGUAGCCAAUCCUAACAAGACACAGCCUAUAUUAGACAUCCUUCUAAAGAACCAGACCAAACUUAUUGAAUUCCUCAGCAAGUUUCAGAAUGACAGGACCGAGGAUGAACAAUUUAAUGAUGAGAAGACCUAUUUAGUUAAACAGAUCAGGGAUUUGAAGAGACCAGCACAGCAAGAAGCUUAAACUCCAAUAAACCUUUAAAAUAUUAAACCCAAAUUCAGCAUUUGCUGUUAGAUAUUCAGCAUCAGGCACUCUUAUCGAUUCAUGAGGAACAUUACUGCUAAUCUGCUGUUCAGUGAACGGUUUUUGUUUUUCUCUUUUCAUUUUUAGUCCAAGUUGAGAAACAUAGCUGCUGCUUUCUUGCACAAUGUGGACUUUCUUGAUAUUUGUGUCAUUUCAGAAUUCAAAGACACUGCUUGUUUUAGGAGUCCUGAAAAGAAAGAUUCUAGGUCCGUGAAAGCAAACAUAUAGAUUCUAGUCUGGUCUAGGAGAGAAGGUAUUCAUGUAGUUAAGUAACAGGUUGCAUGCUUGCAAAUCUGAAUAAAUCUGUAUGUUUGCACUUACCUUGUUUGAGAUAAUGAGCACAACGUGACCUGUGCAUACCUGGCACCAUAGUAUAAGAUUAUAUGCCUUGAUUUUAAAAAAAAAAAUGUGCAGUGCUUUAUUUGUAAUCAAAGGGGAAAUGUAUCUAAGAUGUGAGCUUAUUGGGAUAAACAGUUGUCUUGCAAAUAAACUGAUAUUGAAACUUAGCAACUUUUAAAAGAGUGAAAUCUCAAGGUUCAUAAGGAAAAUGUAUAUAUGCCUUUCACUGCUUUAUAGAAUUUUUUUUGACAUGAUUUGAUUUUUCUGAGACUUGACUUGUAAACUUGGAAAUAUGUUCUAAGGGUUUUUGUUAAUUUUACUUUAAAGGUAUUUCAGACAGUAGACCUGGCAAUGACAUUUUGCAUUUCAUUUCAACAAUGCUUGCUGGUUUCUUUUGUAUAUAACUCCUAGGCUGCUCAUUUCUUUAAAAUAUGAUUUAAUUUGUACAGCAGAGGAAUGUUAUUGUAUUAGUCUGUAACUAUUACCUAAUAUUGAAUUUUGCAAAAUGAAUGCUCAUAUGUAAUUGAAUAAUUCAGAUCACAUGGAAAUGCUGAUUUAACAGUCUUAAGUACGCAGCAUUUAAAAGGAAACAAAAACCCAAACCCAAACAAAUUCUUUGUAUUCACUUAUCCAAUGGGGUGCCAUCAAUUAGGGUAGGCUGAAACAGAGAACUGGAACCCUUUCUGCUAUGUUCUUACCAGAUGAUACUGGCCUUAUUUAAUUAAGCUAGCAUUGUGCUCACCGGCUCUGCAAAUGGCAAGGAUUAUGCUAAAUUAAUAUCGAUUCCUCUGACUUCUGGGGAGCCUGCAGUGCGUCACUUCUUACAGUAAAUAACUCAGUACAGUAGCUGUGUAAGUGAAUGAUUUAAUUCCCUCCAACCUCAAGAAACAAUUUCGUAGGUGUCCUAGGAUAACGAAAUGAUCUCAUUUUUUUUGUUGAUUUUCUUCUUUAAUGCUGCAAACUAUCAGUAUUUAUAAAAACAGAAAAACCCAACUGAUUUUGCACCAUGUUUUUGUUACUGUGACCAUACAAAAGGAAUCUACUAAAUAUAGCUGAAUGAUGUUAUUAAAAUUGUAUCUAUCCAUCAUAUAGUAACGCUAAGAUCGCAACCAAGCCAAAACUCGUGGACUGGGGUCUGAGAGUUCCAAUUGUGCAUGACUGAAUGAUUGGGAGUGCUACAGAAAAUGUUCGUUGUUUCCCGUCCUCUUCCCACUUGGAAUAUUUCACAAUCAGUGAUGUUUGAGCUGAUUUGAAAGCCUUCACAGGGGAAAUCUGAGAGCUCAAGACAAUUGAGUGUUUUCACUCAGUUGUUUAAAACUGCUCUUAGCAUUAAAAUUGGUCUUUUAAAGGUUCUCGAUGCGUCGUUUGCAAACAGAAUCAUUUUGAUUACAGGAGAGAAAAUAGCUGACUCUUCCUGGAGAUGGCAGGCAGAGCUGGCACUGAGGUGGUGUUGUAGUUGAGUACUAACAGUCUGUUAUAUUUUGGUUUAUCAUAGCUGAGUGGAAGAAAACAUUAUUUGCAAAGUUACUCACCAUCACAUGUAAGGCUUCCUCUUUAGAAAGAUGUAGAUGUGCUAAAGAUUUCUAUGUGUAAAGAAGUGAAAGCAUUUGGACUGGGGUAGAGGUUACUCUAUAUUAGGCCUUGGAAUCCAUGGCUAUGGUGACUUUUUUAAUAUGUGGAAACAUUUGAAUGUUGGCUUUCGGAAAGAAGUUGUAUUUAAAUUAAAGCUCCUUCGAUGUGCUGUUCAUAUUAAAAAACUUGUUCUGGAAGUGGUUUCUUAUCUGCUUGAAGGCUUAAGGGUAUUACUAAAACACAUUUAAAUGCAAGCAGUAUUUUGUUUGACUUUUUUUUUUUUUUUUUUUUUUUUUUAAUAAGAGGUGUAUACAAUUGUAAUUCUGUUUCCAUGGUAGUAUUUCAUUUCUCUUGAGGAAAAUGCGUUUGGUAUCCAAAAAAAAAAAUCUGGCUGGCCCCAUAAUUUAAAUUAAAAUAAAAUUUUGAAGAAAAUUGUGUGUUCCUUACUGUGUUACUGAAGAGGAUCAAUUUCUGAUGUGUGUCAGGUCUCCCUUAUUGCCUUAGAGUGGCUCAGCUUUCUCCCUUUUAAAUAUGAAAUCAUUUUAAGUCGUGAAGAACUCUGGCUUGCACAGACAUUUUUAAAGAAUUAAGACAAAGUGCUGUAUUAAAAAUGCAAUCAAUUUUAAUUAAUUAUUGGUAGUCUCCCUUGCCUUGUAUUUUUAUUGGCAUGAGCAAGGGCAAAGAGGAGAUGCUGUUUCCUGCAUUGUGGCUGGAGAUGGGACCUGAUAGGGUUGGUUGAUAACUUUUUGUCCCUUCACUUCUCUCUGAUUUUCAGGAGCUGAGUGUGUUAUUGGUCACCAGUGUCUCCUCGCUGCCUCUGAAGCUGCUGUCACAGGGCUGAUCAGCAGGACCUGCCUUCUGAGCUGCCACCUCCAGGAAACCCUGCAGGAGCUGUCCUUGGAGCCGUGGGAUCAGCUUGUGGACAAAACUGCUUUCACAAAUUCCUUGUGCUGAGGCUGUCAUGGAGGAUCCCAUUAAGACUUGUUUCUUCCUCUUGUGGAAGCCUUUGGGAUUGUGCCUCACAUCCCACCAAGGAGAAACUCAGUGUCAUAAAAAUGUGAGUGUUGCUUAACAAGGUUCUACAAUUAAAAGAUGAACUGAAUUUCAUAUGCUUAGUGUUAUUCAGAGACUUGAGGGAAAGAUUUGCAUUUAUUUGAGCGUAAAACAAGAAUAAAAGCUGUAUAGAUUUCUCAGAUCUGUUUUAAGAAUGUUGUAUAUUGUAGCAUUAAUAAAUAAGCCUUUGUAACUAUAAUUCAGGGCAUCUAAAUAAGGGAUGCAGUGUUGAACAGUGUUAAAACAACCGAGGUGUGAGCCAGCCAAGCUUGUGGCCUCAGGUCUUUAACAGCAUCUGCAGAUUGUAUGGAAUUAAAAGAAGUGUCAGUUUGAGAAAUGAGAUUGUAAUUCAGGUUUCUGGGCAUCUAGACAGAUUGAGAAAUCCAGUCUGGAGAGACUAAAAGGUGCAAAGGUUCACCUGGCUAUGAAACUUCAGAUUGCAGCUGCUGAGUUUCCUCACCUUCCAUCUCUGGAAUUAACAGGGUCAUGCCAGCUCAUAUCCAAAUUACGUGAAAACAUUUAAGGAUUUACAAUAACAAUCCUUUUGUAAAACAUACUUUUCCCUAGAAAUUGUGUGUCCUGGGGUGACUUUAUGAUGUAGGAGAUUAAAGAGGACCUUCUCCAAAUCCUGGAAGUACAGAUCAGAAGCUCUGGUACCAAGUGCAGAAGUUCCUCAGAUAGGGAGGGAAAGUACACCCCACAAGCUGAGCUGCUGUACUUUCCUCCUGCAUGACUGUGAAGAAGGCAUGAGGAGAUGGGAUGGGAAAUCUACUGCGGCUCUGGGACACGGAUGUGUGAAUUGGAAGACAGCAAGACUCAGAGGGGAAGUUACACCAGAAAGAAAACGGCUCCAGUAGCCAAACUGCCAGGUAUGAUGAUGAUGGCACCACGUCUGAUCCCCUUGAAGAAACCUCCAAGACAGAUUGCACAGGGAAAGAAGGAUGACCAGGCUUAGAGGGGCUUGCCUCUAGCCAGGUAGAAGCUAGGGAAAAUCGUGUCUUUUGGACUGUGUGGAUUCGUUGGAUUUGUUGUUCUGGCACAUCAGAACCAUGAAAAUAUGAGGCCUUGGUUGACACUGGUGCACAGUGCACGCUAAUCCCAUCAGGACAUGUAGGGGCAGAAUCUGUUUCUAUUGCUGGUGUGACAGGGGGAUCACAGGAUUUUACUUUAGUGGAAGCUGAUGUGAGCCUGACUGGAAAUGAGUGGAAGAAACACCCCAUUGUGACUGGCCCAGAGGCCCCGUGUAUUCUGGGCAUGGACUUCCUCCGAAGCGGGUAUUACAAAGACCCAAAGGGACUCAGGUGAGCUUUUGGAAUAGCUGCUGUGGAGGCAGAGGACAUUAAGCAAUUAAAAAGCUUGCCUGGACUGUCAGAGAACCCAUCUGCAGUAGGACUCCUGGAAGUGGAAGAACAGCGAGUACCAAUUGCCACCUCGACAGUGCACCGCCGGCAGUAUAGGACAAAUCGAGAUGCUGUGAUCCCCAUCCACAAGAUGAUCCGAGAGCUGGAGAGCCAAGGGGUGCUCAGCAAAACCCACUCCCCCUUCAACAGCCCCAUCUGGCCUGUGCACAAGUCUGACAGAGAAUGGAGACUGACUGUGGACUAUCGUGCAUUGAAUGAAGUGACUCCACCGCUGAGCGCUGCCGUGCCAGACAUGCUGGAGCUCCAGUAUGAGCUGGAGUCCAAGGCAGCAAAGUGGUAUGCCACUAUUAACAUUGCUAAUGCAUUUUUCUCCAUUCCCCUGGCAGCAGAAUGCAGGCCUCAGUUUGCCUUCACGUGGAGGGGAGUGCAGUACACCUGGAACCGACUGCCCCAGGGGUGGAAGCACAGCCCCACCAUCUGCCAUGGACUGAUCCAGGCUGCCCUGGAAAAGGGUGAGGCUCCAGAACAUCUGCAGUACAUUGAUGACAUCAUUGUGUG